Fusarium subglutinans is the source of this 765-nucleotide messenger RNA. Its product is annotated as ammecr1. The record is from RefSeq and is a predicted model, not a curated record. The transcript has a single exon. Lineage: Eukaryota; Fungi; Ascomycota; Sordariomycetes; Hypocreales; Nectriaceae. The coding region runs from base 1 to 765 and encodes 254 amino acids.
AUGGCUACCAGAGAUCACUGCCUACUAUGCUUUGAGGCGCUAGAAGCUCGUCUCACCCAUCGGAAAGCUCUGACUUUGGAAGAGAUUCAAGAAUCUUCAGCCUCUGCCUCGGAUUCAGAGCCUGUUGCUCCAAAGACCCUUGACGAUCCCAGUCUUCGACAUCUAGCGAUCCCUGAUGCCAGCGCUUCUUCUUCUUCUUCCUUUUCGACCUCGCUAGGUGCUUCCACACCGGCCACGAGCACCUCUUCUCUUCCUAUUCCCCCAACAUCUGCCCCGCUAUUCGUGACAUGGAAUACAAUGGAGGAUGGCGAGCCCGUGCUCCGCGGUUGUAUCGGCACAUUUGAAGCUCAAGAUCUAGCUGAGGGUAUCCCGGAAUACGCCCUUAUCUCUGCCCUGCAAGACACUCGCUUCUCCCCAAUCAGAAAGUCCGAGUUACCUACGCUCCAGGUCGCAGUGACACUCCUGACCGAUUUUGAAGAAGUCGAUGACGUUUUCAACUGGGAAAUUGGCGUUCACGGCAUCAGACUUUCAUUCUACGAUCGUGGCCGCCGUUAUGGCUCAACCUACCUCCCAGACGUAGCCUCCGAGCAGGGAUGGACUAAAGAAGAAACACUCUUCAGUCUCAUCCGCAAGGCGGGGUGGACUGGUAGUCGAGGACGUUGGAAAGACUUGGAUCUCAAGGUCACACGCUACCAGGGCAAGAAAACGACUCUGGAGUACGCUGAUUACAAGAAGUGGAUUGGUGAGGCGUCGCGAGGUAGCUAG